Molecule: messenger RNA, 2223 nt
Organism: Prunus avium (sweet cherry)
Lineage: Eukaryota; Viridiplantae; Streptophyta; Magnoliopsida; Rosales; Rosaceae
Product: wall-associated receptor kinase-like 8
Biological process (GO): cell surface receptor signaling pathway; protein phosphorylation
Cellular component (GO): plasma membrane
Molecular function (GO): calcium ion binding; protein serine/threonine kinase activity; ATP binding
Source: RefSeq, a predicted model, not a curated record
UUUUUUGCUUUCAAUUUCUAGUGUUUAUCGUCAAGAAGAUCGAGAAUCGAGAGUGGUAACUAAUGAGAGGAAGAAGUAGCAGCAGAACAAUGGACGUUGUCCAAAUUACUCUGUUCUUGUGGUAUAUGACUGCAGUAGCAUCGGAUGCACCAUUGGGAAAGCCUAAUUGUUCAUCCCAAUGCGGAUCAGUCACUCAAAUCCCAUAUCCUUUUGGAAUUGAAGCUGGCUGCUACCUUGAUGACUGGUUCCAAAUAAUAUGUGACAACUCAGCCAGCCCACCGAAAGCUUUCUUGAACGUUACUGGUUUAGAGGUGCUGGAAAUUUCUGUUGAAGGCACACUAAAGGUGGAAAGCCCUAUUACCUUCUCUAAUUGCAGUAACAAGCCAGUAGGCCGCCAGACGCCGAACUUGGAAGGAAGUCCGUUUGUGUUCUCCUUGAAAAACAGAUUUACUUCAUUGAGCUGUGGAGGAAUCGCCUUGAUGACAUCCUUAGAUGGUUCAACAAUUGCUGGCUGCUUGUCGAUAUGUGAUGAUUCAAGUACUGGCUAUCUACGAACGAAGAGCUGCACCGGGAUGAAUUGCUGCCAGACCACCAUUACUCCAUAUCUCAGGUCCUUCAAUACUAGUUUUGGAGCAGUAUUAAAUGCUGACAGAAAGGCAUGCAAGUCUGCCUUCCUUGUAGAGCAUGAUUGGUUUACAUCAAACUCAACAAAUGUUUCUGCCAUUGGUGAAAUGGACUACGUUCCUAUGGUGCUGGAAUGGCACGUACUUGAUUUGAAUUAUACCAAGUUUGAUAUAUAUGGAACAAAUAAUUGGACAGAUGAUAAAAGUACGGAUUGCAGCAGCAGCCAAUGUUUCUGCUCAAAGGGCUACCAUGGAAACCCGUAUCUUCUUCAUGGAUGUCAAGACAUCAAUGAAUGCGAGGAUCCAGACCACCCCUAUAGAUGUGGUUCCGGCAUUUGCAUCAAUUAUCCUGGGAGCUUUAUGUGUCAAUUGCCUGAUCAACGAUCAUCACGAGUUACUCUGGCCAUUAUAGUUCCCAGCAGUGUUCUUGGACUGUUGUUUCUGCUAACUGGCAUGUGGUGGGCGCACAAAGUCAUGAAGAAAAGGAAAGAUAUGAAACGCAAAGAGAAGUUCUUUAGACAAAAUGGUGGUUUAGUGUUGGAGCAACAAUUAUCUUCUGGUGAACUCAAUGUUGAGAAGGUUAAGUUGUUCAAUUGCAAGGAGCUAGAGAAAGCCACGGACCAUUUUAAUGCAGACAGAGUUAUUGGUCAGGGAGGCCAAGGUACAGUUUAUAAAGGAAUGUUGAGAUUAAGAAUUUCAAUCGAAGUUGCCGGAGCACUUUCCUACUUACAUUCUGCAGCUUCCUUUCCAAUUUACCACCGGGACAUCAAGUCUUCUAACAUACUCUUGGAUGAAAAAUACAGAGCCAAAGUAGCAGACUUCGGGACUUCAAGAUCAAUUUCCAUUGACCAAACGCAUCUUACAACACUAGUACAUGGAACAUUUGGUUAUCUGGACCCAGAAUACUUCCAAUCUAGCCAAUUUACAGAGAAGAGUGAUGUUUAUAGCUUUGGAGUCGUCCUUGCUGAGCUCUUGACGGGACAAAAACCAGUUUCAUUCAUGAGGUCACCAGAAAGCAGAAGCCUAGCCACUUAUUUCCUUAUGUCCAUGGAGGAUAAUAAUUUGUUUGCUAUUCUUGAUGCUCAAGUUAUGAAGGAUGGUGGAAAAGACGAGAUUGUGGGUGUUGCUAUUCUUGCAAAAAAAUGCUUAAAUUUGAAUGGAAGAAACCGUCCUACUAUGAAAGAAGUGUUAGUAGAAUUGGAGGGAAUUCAAUUGUCAGUUAAAGCUUCUGAUGUCCAAAAAACUUUUGCAGAGGUUGAAUAUGAUCAAAGCCAAAUAACCGAGCCCUGGGAUAUUUCUUCUUUAUCAGCCGGUUCUUGUAUGGAUAGUGGCACAAGCUCUUCUUUUUCUGAGAGCAAAAGAGAUUCCAUUCAUAAUCCAAUAAUCCAUACAAAAGGACGAGCAUGCAUGAACAUAAUGGCCUCGUUAAAACCUUCCUAGGAAAACCACAUGGGAGAAACCCCAAGGGAGGAAAGAGUACCACCAAUGUCUUUCAAGUUACUGUAAAGAAAAUAUUUCUUGUAAUAUUAUGUUUUUGGACUUGUAAUCCUUUAGACUAUUACCUUACGCAAUGCAAUUUCCAUCUACAUGCCAUCUUUUC